Annulohypoxylon truncatum is the source of this 2825-nucleotide messenger RNA. Its product is annotated as GCS-domain-containing protein. Gene Ontology annotation, cellular component: glutamate-cysteine ligase complex. The transcript is spliced from 6 exons. The record is from RefSeq and is a predicted model, not a curated record. Gene Ontology annotation, molecular function: glutamate-cysteine ligase activity. Gene Ontology annotation, biological process: glutathione biosynthetic process. NCBI's taxonomy places the organism in Eukaryota, Fungi, Ascomycota, Sordariomycetes, Xylariales, Hypoxylaceae. Bases 408 to 2444 code for a protein of 678 amino acids.
UCCGUGGGGGUUCAUCCUGUGAUUCUAGGUGGUCCAAACGUCGAAGCUUUGUCCAACGAGAAGAGGCGCAUUUGAUUCUCAUCUAUCGCCGCCACUCGAAGAGUUUAUCCCCAGUCUGUGCUACUAUCUGGGUUUGCGAUACACCGACCAUGAUAGAGCAAACUUGAAUUCGAAAAGGUUAAAUACUCCGUGUCUUGUUAAGCUGUCAUUGUCGUUCAAAAUACACACUUCAUUUAUAUAUAUCCCUGCUAUCCCGUUACUCGGUUACCAUAGGAAAAGGACGAUAAUUGGCAACAGUCCCGUAACGUCCCUACGUACUUAGCACCUGUCCGGACCGUGGAACUUACUAGCACCGAAAGUCUGGUACCUUACCAGGUUGCACAUUCGUCGGUCGUUGAGCGGCAAAUAUGGGUUUAUUAGCCUUAGGCACGGCUCUUGAUUGGCCGGAUGCGCAGAAGCACGCGCAGAAAGUUAGGGAAUGGGGUAUAAAGCAAUUACUCGAAAUAUGGAACAAGGCUAAGCACAAGGAGCGAGAUGCUAUGCUGUGGGGUGAUGAGGUAGAGUACUUGGUUGUGAAAUAUUCCAAAGAUGACCCCAAGGUCCUCUUAUCGCUUCGGCAAGCUGAUAUCUUGACGGCCCUGGCGGCCGAUGAGGAACUUUCCGACAAGGGCGGUUGCGUGCCAGCACUUCAGGAUGUUGAGUCGCAAAAGUCGAACCCAUUGCCGGUAUUCCACCCCGAGUUUGGUAGGUUCAUGCUCGAGGCUACGCCUGGCAAGCCGUGGGGCAUUGGAUUUAAGGAGCUUUUAGGCGUGGAACGCGACAUGAAGAUUAGGAGGAGGAUUGCUAAAGAUCACAUGCAUUCUGACGAAUAUCCUAUUACCCUCACGACGUUUCCUCGCUUGGGCGUCCCGGGUGUCUUCACAGACCCCUAUUACCCAGCUUCUGGGCCGAAGCUGCGGUCACAGUUUGUGCCAGAUGAAAUUGCUAACCCACACAUCCGAUUUCCUACCUUGGCAGCUAACAUACGCUGGCGGCGCGGGAGAAAGGUCCAAGUGAACGUCCCCGUGUUCCAUGAUGAGAAGACGCCAAACCCAUGGAAGGAUCCCACAGUCAACUACGAUCUUCAUAACUGGCCAGAGGACGACGAUGUGAGGAAUGGUGCAGCCCCUGAUAACUUUAUUCAUAUGGAUGCCAUGGCAUUCGGAAUGGGGAGUUGUUGUUUGCAAAUCACUUUCCAGGCAAAGAACAUCACCGAAGGUAGACGGAUGUAUGAUCAGCUAAGCCCAAUAGGUCCGAUCAUGCUAGCCUUAACAGCAGCAACCCCUAUAUAUAAGGGGUUCCUAGCCGAUACUGAUGUCCGCUGGAAUCAGAUCAGUCGCGCUGUAGAUGACCGUACCCCCGAGGAAUUAGGAGAAAAGCCCCUGAAAAACAAUCGAUGGCGUAUUCCUAAAUCUCGCUAUGCGUCCAAUUCCACCUAUAUCAGUACCGAUGCGCGUCUGAGACCAGAAUACUUUGACCCUAACCUCGUCAUUGACGAAGCUAUCAAGGCGGAGCUCCUAGAAGGCGGCAUGGAUGACCGUCUUGCAACACACUUCGCCCACCUAUUCAUCCGGGACCCCAUCGUAAUCUUUAGCGAAGAUCUCAAGGAGUUGGACCUAACCAAGGCCGAUCACUUCGAGAAUAUUCAAAGCACCAACUGGCAACACAUGCGGUUCAAGCCGCCUCCACCCGGGUCCGAUAUCGGCUGGCGCGUCGAGUUCCGGCCGAUGGAGAUCCAGAUCACGGACUUCGAGAACGCGGCGUUCGCGGUGUUCAUGGUGCUAAUUACGCGCGCGAUCCUCAGCUUCGAUCUGAACUUCUACAUCCCCAUCGCCAAGGUGGACGAUAACAUGGAGACGGCGCACGCGCGCGACGCCGUCCUCGAGAAGAAGUUCCACUUCCGCAAGAACCCGUUCGCGAAUCGGCCCCCGCGGUCUGGCGCCGCCUCGAGCCAGGGCUCGCCCACAGCCAGCCGCCCGCCGACACCGGUCGGCCCCGUCGAGGACGAGUUCACGCUGAUGAGCGUCGAUGAGAUCAUCAACGGCGCGGGACCGGACGCCGACCACGAUUUCCCCGGCCUGAUACCGAUCGUGGAGAGCUACCUCGACUCCGUCAACGUCGACGUGCAGACCCGCUGCGACCUGUCGACGUAUCUGGACCUCAUUCGCAUGCGCGCCAGCGGCGAGCUAUGGACUGCGGCGAAGUGGAUACGUCAUUUUGUGGCAGGACACCCCGGCUAUGCGCGUGAUAGUGUGGUCUCCGAUCAGGUUACAAAGGACCUCGUAGCAGCCGUUGUGGAGAUUGGCGAGAGGGAGCAGGAGGGGCGUGGGUGGAAGGAUCUUGAUGUGCCGGAUGUGCAACGUUUGUUGGGGAAGUUUAGGAGUAGUGGGUGUGGUGGUGUUUAGACUGAUUGGGCGGAUAGGAGGCUUUGAAUCGACCAAGGCGAGGUCAGGCUGAGACUCGGGUUGGUCAGGUAGCUAUAUGUACUGGAGUAGCUACCUACCUAGGUACCUAGAAGUUCGCCUGCUCCUUGGGCACAUAUACGACAGUGUUUUCGCGAUUGGCGGAUCUUCGCGCCGUGGCUGCUCAUCUGCCUACCUCAUAGCCACGUAUGUAUGUACAUUGAUCAAAUCAAGUUUCUGCCCACCUAGGGUACCUACAUGCACACGAGGGUCGCCCACAUCAAAUCACCUGGCUUCACGGUGUUGAAGUGGCAGAACUUGUCGGGGGCUUAUGACUACGGUCAGAUGAAUCGAAUACUGCUGGACGUCUCCAACACAUAAUCU